UCUUCCGCUUAUCAACAUAAACUUGGCUACAUUUGCUCAAAAAUACGUACAAUCAUAUUUCACUAAAUGAUUUCACCGUAUAAUUGUGUUUAAUAAUUAAUCAUAGCCACGUAUGUGAUGUGAAUUCUGACAGGAAUAUUGAUUGUCAAUAAAAUUGAAAGGUGGCAAUCAAAUUAUAAAUCAAAAUGCCAAGUAUACGUGCACGUUUUAUUGUAUUGACGGUAACCGUGUCAGUAGCUGCCGCUGCAAAUGACACACUUUUUAAAAUUCCACUUUUCGAAGUUGGUGAAAUUUACAUGAAGCGAGUAGUAAAUUCAGGACUAAUGGACGAAAUGCCGAAUUACAUGAAUUUGUAUUCUCCCACAUUCUAUAUUAUUUUGACCGUGUUAAGUGUAGCGGGAUAUAUUCUAUACGGAUUAAUAUUCCGGCCGAUUGACCGGGUACGGUUUUUAAGUGAUGUUGGGUACCGCCCGGAUGGAAGAUUUUCCAAAAAGGAAAUAGCGAACAGCGUAAUGAAGCGGAGAGUCGUCGGGAACAUUCCACCGGUGUAUCCUAACGGAUGGUUUGGUGUUAUGGAAAGUUGGAAGCUUAAGAACGAACCAGUUUAUGUGUCUGUGUUAGGCGAGCAGCUGGUUGUAUUUAGAGGCGAUAAAGGGGAGGUCCACGUUCUUGACGCAUAUUGUCCUCACAUGGGAGCAAAUUUAGGCGUCGGGGGUCGAGUAGUAGGUGAUUGCAUAGAAUGUCCUUUCCACGGAUGGAAGUUUAGAGGUCACGAUGGAAAAUGUGUUCAAGUACCAUACAGCGAAAAAGUGCCAGAUUUUGCCAAAGUCAAGUCUUGGACAAGCGUAGAAAUCAAUGGUUGGGUGCACAUUUGGUACCACGCGGAGGGAAUUGAACCGACCUGGAAACUGCCAGAACUUGAAGAGAUUUCAAACGGAAGGUGGCAAUAUAAGGGGCGGACUGAACAUUACAUAAAUGCACAUAUAGAGGAAAUUCCAGAAAACGGGGCGGAUGUUGCACACUUGAAACAAGUUCAUGAACCUUUCAUGGCUGCUGGUACGGAUCUUACCACAAUGUGGAGCAAGUAUUUUAGCUGGGGUCAGCACAAGUGGAAAGCUAGCUGGCACCAGAUGUCCAGCCCAGAUGAGCAUGUUGGCUGCAUGACAGUUUUCCAUGAUCUUAAAUUUUUCGGAAUCAGUUUGCCACUUGUUAAAGUAAAAGUAAAUGCGAUGCAGAUUGGACCUGGCGUUGUUUACCUAACAAUUGAUGGUUCGAUUUUUAAAGGAGCGUGGCUUCAUUACCUUACACCUGUCGAACCGUUGGUACAAAAAUUGGUACACAACCUUUACAUGCAUUGGACUGUACCAAAUAUCGUCGCCAAAUUUUUCAUGUUAACGGAAGCUAUACAGAUUGAGAGAGAUAUAAUGAUCUGGAACAACAAGAAGUUUGAGGCAAAACCUGUAUUUACUAGAACAAUGGAGGACAGUUUGAUAGCCCGUCACAGACGCUGGUACCAACAGUUUUAUUCUGAACACAGUCCAAGAUUGAAGUUCCAGAAAGACACGCUUGAUUGGUGAUAACAUAACUAUUCCGAACACAGUCCAAGAUCGAAGUUCCAAGCAAUCGCGCUUGAUUGGUGAUAACAUAACUAUUCCGAGCACAGUCCAAGAUUGAAGUUCCAAGCAAACGCGCUUGAUUGGUGGUGAUUCCAGUUAGUCAAAUCUUUGAUUAAAACAGCAUAUAGGAACACUGUAAAAUGGCGUUAAAAACCUAGAAUAACUUCUUUUGAUUUAUAUAUAUACAUGUACUCAUAAAAAAAUAUUUAAUUUUAUUGAGAAAAAUAUAAUGUGCCACCAGUAACAGCUUCUUUUCAAUAUUCAUUUUUCAAUCGUCACCUGAUUGGACCAUUCUGCCAUUAUUAUAUAUAACUUAUUUAUUUAUUGCUAUUUUUAACAAAUGAAUGCAUUUCUGUUUCAGAGAAUAUAUAAUUUCACUACUUCGUUGAAGUUUGAUUUCAACUUAGCUUGCGAAUACAUUCCUGAAAACAGAAACGUUAAUUUCGCAUUUUUUUCAAUUUAAUCGUCUCAUGUAAUCAAAACAUUGCAUUACACGAUUCAUAUGUCAUUGCAUUUGAAUUCUUGCUAAUUUAUUACAUUUUUCAGACUUAUUUAUUACAUUAUUUAGACUUGUUCAUAACUUUUUUCAGACUUUUCUAUUACAUUUGUUUCGGUGAGUUACGGGAAUGUAAGAAUGAAAUAGUAUACUAGUAAAUCAAGAAAUUGUUAAACAGGUAAAAAGUUAUCUUAAACAUGAAAUAAAAAAGAAAACUUAUUUCUUUUAAAUGUAAGAUCAAAAUAUAUUCACCCGAGAGCGCCAUAUCUUGAUUUUUUACUAGUUGCCAGGCCACUCUUGAGAACAUGAUCUGGUAUUCACUUAUAUGGAAAGAUAUUUCAGUUAUACAUUGUAAUUUUUAAUGAAGAAAAAUCAAAAGCUUUCAUUCAGUUCUAAUUUGUGUAUAGAAUUUCACCAUUAAAGAAGCAUGUCUCAAGAUUUUUGUCAAUUUUACGAAAAUUAAAAUUAGUUUAAGGUUGUUACUUUUAGUGAAUAAAACGUCAAAACACAUGAUGCAAUAGCAACUUGAAUAAGAAAACUAACGUAGACUGUAAUUGUAUUGUGUUAUUCACGCAGUAAAACAUUGAUGUGAAAAUAGUAGGAUUUUAACUACAUUUAUAUUAAACUAAUAAAGUAUUUACUUAAUAAAUUUUGAUUUCUGAA
This is a messenger RNA of Mercenaria mercenaria, 2775 nucleotides long. Its product is annotated as cholesterol 7-desaturase nvd-like. The coding region runs from base 186 to 1577 and encodes 463 amino acids. Lineage: Eukaryota; Metazoa; Mollusca; Bivalvia; Venerida; Veneridae. The record is from RefSeq and is a predicted model, not a curated record. Gene Ontology annotation, biological process: chlorophyll biosynthetic process; cholesterol metabolic process. Gene Ontology annotation, molecular function: chlorophyllide a oxygenase activity; 2 iron, 2 sulfur cluster binding. The transcript has 6 exons. Gene Ontology annotation, cellular component: chloroplast.